AUGCCCGUCAGAAGCCUCCCGAACGUGCACGACCUCGUGGCAUCCUACUUCCUCGGGGACCGGAGUCCUGAGGCCGAGGCUUGCCGGUGGGUCUUCGAAGGUGCGCUGAAGCUCGCGCUGCUCGUCGAGGCGGAAGGCGUGGAGGAGCUCUCGCCGGAGCACUACCGUCUUGUUCUCCGGAGGUUGGACAUCCUGCUGAGGAUCGUGAGCCGACCGUACACCUUGCUUUAUCUGCAAGUUGUCAUCGGUCUGGGCUCCUUUUUCUACGCGCUCUGGGGCUACGUCAUCCUGUGCGCAUUCGACACACUCCUGUGGAACGCCCUCUUCGCGCUCAUCAACCUCGUCCACAUCAUCGUGCUCGUCCGCGGCUUACAGCUCGUCUCGUUCUCCACCGAGCUGGAGACGGUCUUCGAAGACCUCUUCCGACCCCUGGGGGUGACGCGUCAUCAGUUCCGGGGCAUCGCCGACAGCGUCAGGGGAACUCGAGAUCUCAGCAAACGGGAUCAGUUAAUCGUCGAAAAGGUCUCCCGCAACGAUAACCUUUCCCUCGUGGUCAGCGGCGACCUUCUGGUGUCUAGGAAGCGGCGUCCCGUCGAGAUGGUCGGUAAGUACGAGUUCCUCGAGUCUCCUGACUGGUUCGACGUCCCCGAGAGCGACCUGUACCAGGUGACCGCAACGGCUCUGAGAGCCUGCAGAGUCGUGGUGUGGAAAAGGGAGACGUUGAAGGUGGCCGUCGGCGAUGACCCUUUUCUGAAGUCAGUCUUCAAUAACCUUGUAGGCAAGGACCUGGCGCGCAAGUUCUACACGGCGAAGAAGUCAAAACAAUUCGGCGUCGUUUUGGACGAACCGCUUUCACCCGUGUCGGUUAACACCUCAGCCUAA
Messenger RNA from Ixodes scapularis (black-legged tick), 882 nucleotides. RefSeq names its product blood vessel epicardial substance-B-like. NCBI's taxonomy places the organism in Eukaryota, Metazoa, Arthropoda, Arachnida, Ixodida, Ixodidae. Gene Ontology annotation, cellular component: sarcolemma. The record is from RefSeq and is a predicted model, not a curated record. Gene Ontology annotation, molecular function: cAMP binding. The coding region runs from base 1 to 882 and encodes 293 amino acids. The transcript is spliced from 2 exons.